CUGUGGAUCCAGAGGUGAUAAACUAAACGCUUAGGCAUCUGGCCUAAAUGACUCGUGACAUAUAGGGAAUCAAAGGUUUUCCUCUUUCAUUGUUCUCUAAUGCGAUCACAAAACAGCAUCGUGUACCCGACCUACUCUCAUCUGCUUUCGUACAUGCACUUCUGCGGUGCAUGUAUCUCCACUGUUGCUUCGCAUUAACACUUAUGACAAGCCACCUGAAACUAUCAAGUUGUCGGCGUUACUUCCUUGACUCGCCUUCCUUAGCCUGGGUUAGCUUUCAUACACUUCUUCUCUUUGAAUCCGGGUUUUGAUGUUGCUUUUGAAGUAUCUCUACGGGUGAUUGGCGUGACUUCCACUUUUCUUCAAGCUCUCUCUUCUUUGUUCUAUGUUCUCUGACCAUCAUUGUCUCUUUCUACGCACCAUUAAAAUCUCAAAUUCGCGCAGCUGAUUAUGGUCUGUAGCGUUGCUUCUAAUGUUCGGGCGUUACGAUAAGAACCCCUUGGACGAAGCAGAAGAAGUUAACCCUUUCUCUGUGAUUUUUUUCUUCUCGUAACCUCUCUCGAAGUUUAAUUUCACUUCUAUGAGAUUUUGGUGUGGUUGUGGCUUGGCCUUUUUGUGAUUUCAUUUUGUUUGCGCGACAAAAAUGAUUCCAUUAAUUUUAUUGGAGAUGAUCGUCUAUGGCAAACUUUGCCAAACUUCACUUUGGCUAUGGCCUUUCAUUGUGUUGCCUUUUUGUUACUGCUGUUAAAAAUUAUUUGGGCUUUAUGUAUGACAGUGUUCUUUUGUUUGUGCAUGUGUGUGAUCUAUUUCUAAUGUUGUGAUCUAUCUCAGCUUCAAUUUUUCCAGUUGUUAGUGUGCUUUUCUUCUUCAAAGGCAGAUGACGUCAGUUCCAAUCCCCAGGAAAAAGAUAGCCUUUAAUCAUUUUUCUUUGGGGUGCUGGUGGAGAAAUCGUAUAUGGAGGGAAGCUUCUAGGAAAUUUUCUUUGAGAUAUAUGAAUGGUCUGAAAAGAGCUGGGAGCUAUAUCUGGCCAAUCAUGUUCAAAUCCAGUUCUAUAUGAUCAUUCCUUAUGUGCUAAAGACCCUAUCAACUGAUCAAAAGGGUCUUUAUCAUACAUCAUUCAAGGUCCCUGAUGUUUUUGGAGUUUUCCGGUUCAAAAUUGAGUGUCACAGAUUUGGAUACAGUUGCUUAUCGGUCUCUAAACAGCUACUGCUGGACUUUUACUGUCCAUCUUCGAUACACUCCGUUUUGUCAACAAGUGAAGUGGAGGAAAAUCUUUCAGGAAAGAUAAGUAGUUGUGUGACCAGAAUUCUCUAUAUUGGGAAUCUUCCAGGCGAUAUUCGUGAGAGGAAAGUGGAGGGAUUUGUUAUACAAGGUGACGCUACUCAGCUUAUUAUUCAUGUUGUGUUUGUUAUUUACUCUUAUAGAUUGAAACUUACGUAAAUUGUUUUGUACUUUAAGGCCGCAUGAUGAAGACUCAUGCUUCUGUUUAGACUCUCUUAGAAAUCAACACUAAUUUAUUCUUGAGGUGAACACUUUGUACGAUUUUUUUCUAUGUUUUGUUUCUUUACAUUUUCUAUUUCUAAACUUUAUCAUUUUGCCAACCAUGUCUAAGAAUAGUUUGUUUUAGUAUUCUGUUGAUAAGAAUAUGGGGUCUUCAGCCUCCACGCAUCCUGUCAAUAUGAUGCAUCAAAAUGAGACCCCAAAUAAUUAAUUUGAAGGAUGAAGCAUUGAAGCCAGAAUGGAAAAGGAGGAAGCUCGGUUUCUCACAUUUUAGUAACAUUCAGUAAUGAAAAUAAGUCAUUAUUCUUUUCAUGUUUUUCUUUUUAUGUUUUUGCUGAUUUAUUGUGUAUGGUGAUUUAUUGAUGCUUUUGUCUUAUGCACCUAUCUCUGCUUUGCAGGUUCUUCUGAAGUAAGGUGUUUUUUACUUUUUUUGGUCUAUUUCCUUUCUUGAAUUAUUGGUACGUGUUCACAAUUUUUUUUUACAUCAUUAAAACUUGCACUGUUUCUUGGCUGAGUGUUCUGCUCUUCUUUUAUUUGUUACUGAGAAUAGAUUUUGGUGGUCCUGUGAAUUUAGAAUUUCUCUUCGUUAUGGAUUAUAUGUGGAAUUCGUUCAUGUUGAUGGGUCUUAUCAUUCCAAUGGAUGCUAAGUGGCUUUUUAUAUUUUAGCCUAAUUUUUUUUUAUGCUUUCUGUUGUUUACCAAUUGAUUAUUUAUUUCUUUAGUUAAUUGUUCCUGCUUUAUUAUUGCAGGCAAGAGCAAUUGUCCAAGAUAAGGUUCUGUUUUACAUCUGUUGGUUCGGUGAGCUUUUGUUUUGUGAUUUUGGCCUGUACUUCUUUUAUGUUUUCAUAUUUAAUGACAUUGAUUUACUUUCUUAUUCUUUAAGUUGUUUCCCUUUAAAGUUGCAGUUUUUUUUUCCUAUUGUUUUCCCAGAUUUUAGAUUGGGUACUGAUUGAUGUUGUCUUUGCUGUUACCAAUAGGCCUUGACUUACACUGUAUAGUCUGCUGUUAAGCUUUUAUUAUCUACUGCUGUGGUUUAUUUCUUUUCUGAUCAAACCAGUAUACGAUUAUGUGGUUCUGUUUUUGUGGAUAAUGGUCUCUUAAACAUUUGGUAGUACCAUAGUAUUGAUAUGUUCAUAUGGGAUGACCAAUUCCCCAAACAUAAGUUAAUCAAAUAGCCAUAGAUAAUCACUAAUCCCAUGCUUGUGGGUUAAUAGUUGGAACCUCAGGUACUACUUUGUUCCUGCUUUCCUUCUUUUGUUUAUCAGGUCUGGGUUUAGUAAUAUGUAAUUUCGUGUUCUAUAUUUUUACAGGAAAGUAUUGAUGCCCUUAUCCAGUCUCUGCUAGAUUUACUAUAGGCCUAUUCGACUUGAAAGGCUUUUACUUUCAUUUUGUUUGAUUUCUCUUGGUGUAUCCUCAUGUUUCUUGCUUCCUUCCUAAUUUUGUCGUACUGUUUCAGGUCUGGGUUUAUUACACAUUUACGACUACUAUUGCUUAUGAAGUUCUGUAUUAGUUGAAUAGUGAGCCAGUUUUCCUCCCUUUUUAAUCUGUUUUGGUCUUCCUUAUUUCAAGUUGCUCUCAUGGUUUUUUCCCGCCUAUACUGCAGUUAAUUGGUUGACUCCAUUACAAGAGUCCUAUAACAAAAUCCUAUGCAGAAGUUCAAUUGUUGGCAGUAAGUGGAAGACAAUUACCGAAUGAAAAUGGAGUUGGUGAUUUUAUUUUGUAGUUAAUGACACGUUUUUAAUUUGUUGCUUGAUACAUUAAUUCUGUGGAGAGACCCUGUUACUGGUGAGCGGGGCCGAGCUGAUAUUGUGUAAUUCAUAAUUAUCUUGCUUUUGUCGAGUUGCAUGUUUUAAUUACAUGACAAUGUACUUUUACAGGAAACUUUACCGCAUUUGUAGCAAUGCUAUAUCCGUGAAGUAUACUUUGUUCGAGA
This is a messenger RNA of Tripterygium wilfordii, 3432 nucleotides long. RefSeq lists its product as uncharacterized. Gene Ontology annotation, cellular component: endoplasmic reticulum membrane; oligosaccharyltransferase complex. NCBI's taxonomy places the organism in Eukaryota, Viridiplantae, Streptophyta, Magnoliopsida, Celastrales, Celastraceae. The transcript has 7 exons. The record is from RefSeq and is a predicted model, not a curated record. Bases 1054 to 1440 code for a protein of 128 amino acids.